CACAUACCUGGCAACCCUUUCCGGUUGGCCCACAGUCUGCAAAAUGGCGACUUCCCUGGGCUCCAACACCUACAACAGACAGAAUUGGGAAGACGCGGAUUUUCCCAUUUUGUGUCAGACAUGUUUAGGAGAAAAUCCUUACAUCCGUAUGACCAAGGAAAAAUAUGGGAAAGAAUGCAAGAUUUGUGCUCGGCCCUUUACUGUGUUCCGAUGGUGUCCAGGAACACGAAUGCGUUUCAAGAAGACAGAAGUCUGUCAGACAUGCAGCAAAAUGAAAAAUGUUUGUCAAACAUGUCUGCUGGACCUGGAGUAUGGUUUGCCUAUCCAAGUCCGAGACACCGGACUCUCCAUUAAAGAUGAGGUUCCCAAGUCAGAUGUGAAUAAAGAGUACUACACACAGAACAUGGAGAGAGAGAUAGCCAAUUCCGAUGGCACUCGGCCAGUGGGCCAGCUUGGUAAGGCUACAAGUUCCAGUGAUAUGUUGCUGAAACUGGCUCGGACCACACCAUAUUACAAGAGGAACCGGCCACAUAUCUGCUCCUUCUGGGUGAAGGGAGAGUGUAAGAGAGGGGAGGAAUGUCCCUAUAGGCACGAGAAGCCCACAGAUCCUGAUGACCCACUUGCAGACCAGAACAUAAAGGACCGUUAUUAUGGCAUCAAUGACCCAGUAGCGGACAAGCUACUAAAGCGGGCUUCAACUAUGCCCCGACUGGACCCACCAGAGGACAAAUCCAUCACCACUCUCUACAUUGGGGGGUUGGGAGAUACUGUUACAGAUGGAGACCUCAAGAGUCACUUCUAUCAAUUUGGCGAAAUCCGAACCAUUACCAUAGUCCAGAGGCAGCAGUGCGCAUUCAUCCAGUUUGCCACGCGGCAGUCGGCUGAAAUGGCUGCUGAAAAGUCCUUCAACAAACUCAUUAUUAACGGACGAAGACUCACUGUCAAGUGGGGAAGGUCUCAGGCAGCAAGAGGAAAGGAGGGAAUCAAAGAUGGUGUCAGCGAGAUGGGUACCAGACUUGAUCCUGUGCCUGGACUGCCUGGAGCUCUCCCCCCACCGCCAGCUCUAGAUGAAGAGGCUCCUGCCAACUACUUCAACCUUGACCCCAGCUCCUCUCCUGCUGUCAUGAACAUUGCAUUACCCCCACCUCCAGGCAUCAAUCCACCUCCUCCAGGUUUUGGCCCUCCAAUGUUUCACCCGAUGGGUCCUAUGGCCCCACCUAUGCCCCCUCCAAUGAGCAUGAGACCUCCUGGUCAAAUCCACUACCCCUCUCAGGAUCCUCAGCGCAUGGGAGCUCAUGCUGCACACGGCUCGCGUCACGGCGAUUAGCCGCCAGAGGGAAAUCGUGCUGUGUUAGACCUGGUCAGAUGCUCUCACAUCGAAAACUGGGCCCGAAGGCGACGUCUGUAAGCGAGACAUCGCAUAGAAACCAAUUUUUUUUUUUUUUUUUUGAAUGAUUCACCUUCAGAGCAGUGAAUGAUGUGAACAAGAGCCUUCUGUGUUUGGAGAGGGGACAACCAGGAUCUUACAGAACCCGAAAAGUACCCGAACAGCAUCUGAACAGUGGAGCUGAACGUUUUAAGACUUUAAACUCAAGAGCACACAAGGGUUUAAAAGGCUCCUGUGGUAGGAACCAUCGUGUGUAUAUACAAAAAUGUUUUUCCUUAGGUUAAACUUGUAUUUGUCACAUUGUGCGUAGUGUAACGUAAAGUUGGAUUCUAAGAAAACACCUGUUAAUUUCAGUUGACUUUAUUUUUUUUAUUCUACAUCAUCUGAGUAUCCCACAGCAUAACGACUUACUUUAUCGUAAGAUUUUCUUUGAAUGUUGUUUUCACUUGUCAUUAAAACAACUCACUUUUUUUCCAUC
This is a messenger RNA of Archocentrus centrarchus (flier cichlid), 1865 nucleotides long. It is a transcript of the gene rbm22, whose product is annotated as RNA binding motif protein 22. The transcript is spliced from 11 exons. The record is from RefSeq and is a predicted model, not a curated record. Gene Ontology annotation, molecular function: U6 snRNA binding; pre-mRNA binding; metal ion binding. Gene Ontology annotation, cellular component: U2-type catalytic step 2 spliceosome; U2-type catalytic step 1 spliceosome; Prp19 complex. Lineage: Eukaryota; Metazoa; Chordata; Actinopteri; Cichliformes; Cichlidae. Bases 44 to 1327 code for a protein of 427 amino acids.